AUGUCUCGGAUUCAGCAGACUUACAACGAGUAUAUCGAACUUGGUUCAUUGCCACAGCUAUCCAUGUUUCCUGCUCCAUCGCGCAGUCCCAGAAAGACUGCGAAGGAGAACCAACCGAUCUUGAACAACACCACCCGCAAAGCAUUCAAUCUGCUGUCACCACCACCCCGAGACAGCUCGCUCCUAGCACGUUGCCCGAGACCACGAGACAUCACACCUGUCUCGCCCGCAAAGACCCCGCCAGAGUCUCCCAUGAAGGCAACGCCUUCAAAUAUCGGCAAGCGGAGAUCGUAUGCACCUGCACUCCUCUCCAGUCCCGCACGACCAAGCCACAGCUCCCGCAUGAUGAAGAUCUUCCAGGACGCUCGACUGUCAUUGAAGACCAAAGACUUGCCCCCGCCCACCGACUUCCCACUGCGUACGCGCGACACUCCACCGCAGAGGGAAACGCCGGGCAGACCCGGAUACUUCGACACGACCUGCUCGUCGCGUCCGGACGGCGACCCUUUCCGUUCAGGUCACAUGACAAGCCAACCGUGUGGCAGCGAGGUCACGUACCCACGACUCCCACCAGCCCUACACUCUCCAUACCUCCCUGAAAACCCCUGGCACGUCGCUAUGCCCUCCUCUCACCCUCCCUACCAGCCCCUACCCACCUCACACUCGCACACCUACACCCACACCCCUGCUCCUCAGCCACCGCCCCACAUCACCGGCCCAUCUCAAUCCACCUCCCGCCACGACAGCGUCAUCGGGAUCAUAGCCACAACCCCCUCUUCGCCCUCCUGGUCCGGCGACGACGAGUUCUACGUCCCCAGCACCGUCCCCGCUCUUCCGGCACCUCCGCAACUGGUGCUUCCGACCACCGAGGAUCCGUGGGUAAACGCGUGGCUGGACGACGUGCCUGUGGGCGCGAGUCCGACGACCGAGGUGCAGCCGGACAGGGCUGAGAGCCAGGCGGCGGUGGGCUGUUAUGCCAAGAAGCAGCCGCGAAGAUAUCGGUUCCACUCGACGAGGAUCUCGGAGAUUAAUGGGGAUGGUUCUGAGGAGGCGGUUGGGGAUGGGGAUGGGGAUGCUGAUGCCGAGAGCGAGGCGGAGCCCAACAUCAGUACCCCUGCCGCGCCUCGGCUUCUUAUCAAGAGACGUGCGGAUCGCGGCGCUGUUGAGGACAGGGAGGGCGAUGGCGAUAAGCUCGCGCCGCUGAGCCCGGACGUCGAGAUCAAGCGCGGACGCACGAAGGAGAGAUCACCAGGGAAGGCGCGGUGUGCAAGUUACUUCGACGAGGACAUCGUGCCGAGCCCGGCGGUUCGGGGGAAGAAGGCUGGACGAGGUGGUGUUGGGUGGUUUUGA
This is a messenger RNA of Coniosporium apollinis CBS 100218, 1350 nucleotides long. RefSeq lists its product as uncharacterized. The record is from RefSeq and is a predicted model, not a curated record. Bases 1 to 1350 code for a protein of 449 amino acids. NCBI's taxonomy places the organism in Eukaryota, Fungi, Ascomycota, Dothideomycetes. The transcript is spliced from 3 exons.